Lytechinus pictus (painted urchin) is the source of this 1949-nucleotide messenger RNA. Its product is annotated as transmembrane protein 14C-like. Gene Ontology annotation, cellular component: mitochondrial membrane. Gene Ontology annotation, biological process: regulation of heme biosynthetic process. Bases 30 to 254 code for a protein of 74 amino acids. Lineage: Eukaryota; Metazoa; Echinodermata; Echinoidea; Temnopleuroida; Toxopneustidae. The transcript has 3 exons. The record is from RefSeq and is a predicted model, not a curated record.
UCUUUAUUAUUCUUAUUUCAGGUAGCACCAUGUCCCUAGCAUCUGGUCUUUUGUUUGGAGCUAUGGCAGGCUAUGGGGCAUCUCUAACUUCAAAAGACCCAAACAACUAUUUUGUCAUCUUUGGAACAUCUGUGGUGCUAGCAGGUGUUAUGGGAUACCGAUAUUCUAACAGUGGUAAAUUCAUGCCAGCUGGACUUGUUGCAUCUUUGAGUCUCUUUAUGUUACUACGAUAUGGUCUGCGGAUGAUCAAGUAAAAGCUACGGCACCUUCAUGAAGCAUUCAUUGGAGACAAUAUUUUUUAACGCAUUGUAUUGUGCUACUUGAACAUAAUGUAACGUAUCAUGUACAUGUAUAUCACUGUGUGUUGUAAAUCGCAGUGGCUAUCUAGGGGGAAAGGGGCAUAUGCCUUGGGCACCACUUUCAGGGGCAGACAAAAGUGGAAAAGGUGAGAAAAAAACAUGUUAAAAUUCUAAUUUGACAGACUAUAAAACAUGCUUACAAUUUUAGCGCUUGCCCCAGAAACUUUUUUUUAUAGAUAUUCCAGUGGUAGGUACAUGUACCUGAGUUGGUGUAUAUAUUCUCUCUGUACUAUAGAAAUAAAUUUUCAAAUUUUGUGGCAUCACCUUCAUUUUGAAAGAGGUUCGUUGUUUAUCAGACACUCCAGGCUUGUCUAUUUUCCAUUUAAACAUUCAUUCAUCCUCCAAAUCAAUUCCUUGUUGUGAUGUCCUUACAGUAAGAAUAUUUCGGUUUUGUAAUGAUUUUUUUAUCUUCAAGAUUCGUGCUUGUACAAGUAGCAGUGAAUAAUAAUGUAUUGAGGGACCAAGCCGCAGUAAUCACAUGGCUCCUACAAGAAUGAUCCAUGGUAAUCAGAAAACUUUCACUAUUUUCUUUUGGGGCACUACUGGGGCUGUUUCAAUGUACCUUCCACCAGGAGAGUUUUGCCCUCAACCAAUCAGAUGCAAUGGUUUCAGUAGAUUGUAACAUUUAUCUAAAAAGCACUGACAAUAUGCCUCAUUAAAUGUCCCCAGUCAGCCUUCCAUGAUAAAAUGGACUGGUGAAAUACAUUACUAUGGUUUUGAAUCUGUGACCUUGGUCUGUCAAGAUUUCAUACAUAAUGUGAAUUACACUUUUACAUGUAGCGAGACUACCGUAAGUCCCAUUAGAAAUGUGUACAUUUCUCAAAGUCCGCUAAGUUCGCACUUGAUAAUUACGCAAACAACAUUAAAGAGCGAACUUUGUAAAAUUGAUUGAGAUAAAUAAUGGGCUCGUUAACAAUGUAAUCUCUGUAACAUGAAUUUAGCAUACUAAAACGAAAGUGUGCAACCAUCUUUAGACUAUCAGUCAAUAUACAUGUACAUGUUCAUGUGCAUACACCAUAUUUUCAGACUACUAAUUCCCAAAUAGCCUUUUUAUUUAGGAGCCUUUACGAGAUAUGGGGAAUUGCGAGUGUCAGCUCCCAAACCAAGUCCUUGAUUUAACGCAAAUUUAUAGCGAAUUUACACUCAAUUGCAACUCAACUUUCUUACAGUACUGCAUUGUGCUUAAUUUUGGUCUCACUUGGUUUGCAAUUGAACUUAAGUUUCUUGCAAUGCCCCUGUAGACAAUAGGAGGGGGGGGGGGUACAUCAUCGUUAAAUAUAUAUGGUGUAAAGCCACCCAAUCAUUAUGUUCAAGUUCAAGUUUAUUUAAACCAAUCAAAACAAGAGACAUAUUACACAGUUUAACAAAAAAAGAGAAUACAUGAUUGUUUAUCUUUAAAAUCAGCCACAUUUUGUGGGGUGUCUUUCAAUGCAUUGUAGAGCAUUCUAUGUGUGCAUCGUCAUUGAAGAAAUCAGAAAUGUAGUGUAUUACUAGCGUACAUGAGAUUAUCUGGUUGAUGUCAUUUCAUAUACUGUGUAUACAUUUAAUUCAUGUAUUGACAAUAAACAAAGAACAGUACUGAAACGUGAA